AUGUCGGGAGCCCGGCCAGCCUUCGCUGCGGGGCUCCAUGCGGCUUCACAGUAUCGGCGAACACAGCAGACACAGCGGAUUCCGCAGGCACUGAUGACUCGAAUCUCCACGAGCUCAGCAAACAAGAUCCUCAAGGCCUCCAAGACAGUGGAGGACAUGGUAGCCAACAUUGUCGGCAGGCGCAGCACGAAGGAGGACGUGCUUCCGCAACCCUCCAGUCCAGUGGAAAGCAAGUACUUCCAGAACUUCAUCUAUGGUACGAUCAUGCUGAAUUCGGUCACCCUGGGUUUGCAGGCUGACUUCACUGGUGGUUCGUGGGACGUGUUGUGGCUGGUAUGCGAGAACAUAUUCACGGCGAUCUUCACUGUGGAGUUGGUGUUGAAGCUCUACUUCCUCAGACUGGGUUUUUUCUAUUCGAUUGAACGCCAUUCCAUUCAGUUCUGGAAUCUUCUCGACCUUGUGAUAGUUCUUCUUGCCAUUGUGGACUGUUGGGUCCUAACGUUUUUUCCUGAGACCGACACGCAGCUCAUUCGCGUCAUGCAGCUGCUUCGCAUCAUGAGGAUUGCAAAGCUCCUGCGCCUUCGACGAGAGCUUGUGGCCAUCAUCGAGGGACUCUUCUGUUCACUGCAGUGCAUGGUUUGGAUCGGCUUCCUCAUGCUGAUCGUCAUUUAUGCGUUUGGCAUCUUCUGCCGCAACGUCAUCGGGACGUUGCCAAGCAGCUACUAUGAUGAUAUCAUCAACAACGAAAUGUACUUUGGAUCUCUCCCAAGAACAAUGCUCACGCUGUUUAACGUCUGCAUCCUCGACGGAUGGUCUACUGUGGUUUGGCCGCAGAUGCUGUUCAAUCCGGUGAUGGUGCUGCCUUUGAUGGUAUUCCUUUGCGUCACCUGCUUUGGCCUCAUGAAUGCUCUCAUUGGCGUCAUCGUGGAACGCACGACAGCAGCACAUCAGAACAUGAACACCAUCCAAGAGGAGGUCCUGCGAGAAAGCAAGAUGCGAAUGGUUGCCCAGCUCCUGGAUGUCAUCGACGCUUCUGAUGAGGAUGAGAGUGGUACCAUUAACUUGGAGGAGUUCCGGGAGGUUCAGAAGAAGCCUUACGCAUCAGAAAUCUUCGCAGCGCUGAACCUUCCGCCGGGGUUCGAUGCCUCGGACCUCUUCGGAUUACUCGACGACGAUGGCAAUGGGGUGCUGGACCGCUACGAGUUCUUGCUUGGGAUAUGCCGCCUGAUUUGGUGUGAUGAGUUCCAAAGUCAAUGUUUGUUGAACUAUGGGAUUGCCAAGGUUCGGCAGGACGUGCGGAACCUUCACAAGGAAGUGCAAGAGAUCCUGAAGGACCGGAACAAGCCAGACUUGCAAAUUGCCGAUCUGCACAAAUCCAUCUCCGAAAGUCUGCACAGUGCUUGUCAGGACAUUCUGGAAAAACACCUGGAGCAGUACUGGCAGCGUGCGCAGAGCCACAAGGAUUUUCCUUCCUACGAAGGCAAGACCUCCGAGAAGGAGCGAACCGACGACGAGGUGAGUCUGCUGGACUACUGCACGAUCGUGGACCAAGCGCAGCCGGCUGAAGCUUCGGUUCGAGGAAGUGGAAGCUGUGGAAGCUCCUGGCCAGCGAGCUCACCCCGGGAAUCGCCGAGCAGAGCUGUGGAUGAUGCCACUGCCCUCCGUGAAGAGGCUGGCCUCCUCCUACAGCUGCCGCCUGCAGCGGUGGAGGUCCUUGAGAGCCACCUGGACGAGCUGACUCGGCGCACCGCAGCACGAAGGAUAUCACUCAAUGCUGCGGGCGGUCUUUUCGUCGAGGGCACCGUGACUUCAAAGCUGCGCGUCAAGCAGCUGGUUCAGGAGCUUCUGCAAGGAGGCUCCGACGGGGCGGAGAAGGUGCAGACAGUGCCGGCUGCGCCGAGUGAUGCAAGAUCGGCUGGCACGACAGUCAAGAGAAGGCGCCGGCGCCGGCGCAACCACGACCACGACCAGCCGGAGACCCCUCGAAGCCCUCCGUCGCCGCCGUCCGCACCGCCAAGCCCCAGCGGCUCCAGCCCUCAAGGUGAACCCUUGGAGGUCCGCGUCCUUGUCCAUCCUGUGCCGGACGAGGCCAGAGACCGGUGUUGA
Molecule: messenger RNA, 2106 nt
Organism: Symbiodinium natans
Lineage: Eukaryota; Dinophyceae; Suessiales; Symbiodiniaceae
Source: the annotation of a GenBank genome assembly